This is a messenger RNA of Thrips palmi, 2653 nucleotides long. RefSeq names its product integral membrane protein 2C. The transcript has 6 exons. Bases 96 to 1061 code for a protein of 321 amino acids. Gene Ontology annotation, biological process: negative regulation of amyloid precursor protein biosynthetic process. Gene Ontology annotation, molecular function: amyloid-beta binding. The record is from RefSeq and is a predicted model, not a curated record. Lineage: Eukaryota; Metazoa; Arthropoda; Insecta; Thysanoptera; Thripidae. Gene Ontology annotation, cellular component: plasma membrane; Golgi apparatus; extracellular exosome.
CCGGCUGAAAAUUGUACUGCUGUGUCUCUUGUGUGAAAACAAGCAGAACACAGCAGAAGGGUUGUUUGGUUUUGCACAACUUUGUUUGGGCAAACAUGACGGUCCUCACCAAGCCCGUGAGCGAGAUGAAGAAGAAGUCGGGUCUGUCCGAGCCCCUGGUCGCGGCCGAGCACCCUGUCGCGGUUGGAGGAGGCGCGGCGGACUGCGACGUUGUGGUGGUACCCUCUGGCAAGCUAGACAGGUUGCCCUGCAACAUUGGCAUUGAUGGAAGAAAACCACAAAGAUACAGGGACAGUGAGAAUCUGGUAGUUGUCAACCGCAAUCAGUCUCGAGUUAACUCCGCCACCACUGUCUGCCUCUUCCUUGUUGGGCUCCUUGUGUUGAGUAUUGGUAUUGUUGGAGGAAUCUACCUUUACCAACAGUGCGCUCGCAAGCCAAUGCAACGUCUUCGAGGAUUCUUAAAUGUCCCUUACAACAGUUCUGAAGGUCGCCAGUUGUACUAUCACUUGGACUCCCAUGCUUCUCAACAGAUUGGUACUCCUGAUGUUUCAUCCAAAAAGGCCGGCUACUUUUAUGAGCAGUUUGAGGCUGCUGGUGGUUAUGAGCGCAUUGAUGUUCCAGAAUAUAAUGGUGGGCGUCAUGGGCAGUUUAUUCAUGACUUCAAAAUAAACAAAACUGGUAUUGUUGACGUUGAUGGGAAACGCUGCUUUGUGAUUCCUCUUGACCGUGAUGCUGUAGUGUUCCUUCCAAGCUUUGUGAUCGAUAUUGCCCGUAAACUGACCAGCCGGGGUGCUGAUGUGAAAGUGAUUGUAAAGACCAUGCGUGUUGCAUUCCCACCAUUGACUGACAUGACCACCCUUGGAGCAAGGAUUGCUCAAGAGUGCUCAGGAAUGAAAAUAUACUCCCUUGUGAAAGCUAAUCUUGGACCAGUAUUCAAACGAAGUGCGGAAGAACCAGUAGUCUUUGGAUCUUUCUCUGGAAACACCAUGAAAGUUGAAAUUGUCAACUAUCAAGAGGUGGUGGAAGCUGAGAAAGAAAGCAAUGGCAUUGAUGGAGCUUAGGUGAUUCAUUCUUAAGUUCACUCAGUAGCAUAAUUUUUCAGCAUAACUAAUGCUAUAGUUAGUCCCACCAGCGGAGUACUACCCCAGAAAUUAUUUUUGGGGGUCAGUAUUGCUUACUGCCUUCUUGCAGGCGUAUUUCAUGUGGGUUGCCUAUCUAUUGUAAUUGGGGUCAUGACACCCCCAUUUUACCCCAUUCUCCUCCUCUCCUUUGUUCUCACCCUCUCACCCGUGAUGUUUUCUGAUUAAAUCAAUGCUGCUUAUUCUGGGCUGGAUGUGAUACUGUAAGGAUCUCUUGCAAGGCAUACUUUCAGCUCAUUACUUUCUGCCUUGGAUUAGUUUCUGUGAUUGGAGUUUAGUUCAAUAUGAUAUUAUAUGCAAUGAUAUCUCAGAAAGCAGACAGUGAUGUUUGAGAGGAAGAAACUGUUUAACAUCUUUCCCUAUAAACUCCAAAAACUCAUUGGGAUGUCGUUUUGUUGUCAUUUUCUUUGACGAUUUGAUCACUUUGGGACAUGUCAUGAGUUUCUUGGCAGUUGUUCCAUAUCUCAACAUGCUGUGUCCUGCUUUAUCCUCUCUUGGUGUUUAAAUGUGAUAUUCUUAUUUAGCCGUAUUUGGUAAGCCAAAGUUUGUAGACAGUAAGGAAUCAUCUCAUGAUUAGGUGGAUGAUUAACUUGUUCAAACUCAUAGUUUUGAGGUUUUUAAUAUCCAUGUAGUGCAUUAUCAUAUAAUGACAGUAAUAAUAAUAAUAACCCAGCUGUUAUUCCUUUUCUUUCCUCUCUGUUUGUGGUCUGAACACGUGAUGGAAAAGUGGAUAGAAAGUCUGACAUAAGAAAGAGUUACGGAAAGUCUGAAAAGUGUAUUAAAAUGCCUGAAAAGUCCUGAAAUGAAAUUUGAGUGGGUCAAAUGAUCAAAUGAUAAUCUGUACAAUCUUAUGUAAGUUUGUAAAAUACUCAAGUGCUUCUUUCUAUCGGUAGCAGAAUCAAUGUGAUACUCUAAUACAACAUCUCAUUGGUACAUGACAUUCCAUAAAGAUGCAACAGUUUUUGUUUUUUAAAUGAUUUUGUUUCUUUAAACAGCUCCUUAGAACACUUUAGAAUAGAUUUGUAAGUCUUUGACUUUUCACUGAAGCUCUGCAGAGCUACCAAGACAUGUGUAAGAGUUUUUGUUGCUGGUGUGUGAUGUCCGUCAUACCAUAGCUAUGCAAUGUCGAGAAAUACUUUCUUUGUACUCUAAGUAAUGUACAUGUAGGAUGUAAAAUAAAAAUGGUUCUGUCACUUUUCAAAAAGAGAAAAGCAUUCCUUUUAGUUUCUAAACAUAAACUGCACACAAAAAUGUAGUAGAUGUGAUGAAAGUCAUUCAUUCAGAUUUGGAUUAUUGCGAAAAAGACUCCAAAUUUAGACUGAAUGUAAUUAUGAGGUAAGGCAAGGAUAAAUGAAAUGGCUAUAGUGCUCAAAUCUAUGGCAUGUCCAUUAAAUCAAAUUUAUUUGUUAAGCAAGGGCUCUCUUGUUUCAACUUUAGUUUAGACAUUCUGUGUUCACACUUCAUGAUAUUAUUAUUAUUGCAUUACCAUUACAGAAAUAAAUCAUUAAAAGCAA